AUGUCUUCUCUUCCUCAGCUCACUAACGUCAACGGAGUCAAGGCUGACCCAAAAUUAUUAAGAGACCCUUCGGCCUUGGAAUCUAUCUCUUCUGUUAUAUCUGGUUGGUCUUCUUAUGUGGCGCAUUCUCUUCCGAAUUCCAUUGCCUCUUUACGUAAAAUUUCUACAAACUCCACAAAUGACUAUCAACCGCCUAUAAAUUAUUAUCCGGAUUAUUUGCCACAUCAAUUAACCAACGAUAUGAGUUCUCAAUCGUUUCCUAUACCUGAUGGACUUUUUGAUAAAAAAAAAGAUGUGAUCUUAUACGCAGCAUUUGAUGAAAUUAUAACUUCUGCUUCUAAUACUCAUAAUUGCGAAAAAAACCAGUCGGUUCUACUGUUAGGUUAUCCCGACGGAUUUCAGAUAUGGAAUGUAUCAGAUAUUGAUAAUAUUCAUGAGCUCAUGUCUAUCAGAGAUGAGGAAAAUAUUGGGCAGGUCACGUGCAUAAAGUCAAUAUGUAAUCCGCGUAAUUCAUCUAAAAAUCUUCGCGAUAAAUUUGCGGAUGUUCGUCCGUUGAUCUGCUUAGUUUGUACACCGAUACCGCAGAGAGAGAAUGGCCAUCAGGACAUGUUCACAAAACCGAAAAGUGUGUUAAAAUUCUUUUCUCUAAAAACCAAUCAAAUUGUAAAGGCGUUAGACCUUGAGAAUGAGGGUAGCGUUGUUAGCGUGAAUUGUAAUGAACGAGCCAUCGUUGUGAGUCUCACUAAUCCACCAAGACUUCAUAUUCUCUCACCUUUAACACUGGCUCCAUUGUUUCUUUCACCAUUACAAGAUGUUGCGAUACAUCCUUCUUCUCGAGCUCCAAUAUUCGCAUUAGGACCUCGCCUGUUGGCUUAUUCAACAACAAGUUAUCCUCCAGAAAUUGAUGCCAAUAUGGAUGGUUAUGCGGUGAAUGAAAGUGAUGGCGUGCUAGGAACAACUGGAAAAUAUCAAGAGGUUGCCAAAGGUGUUGCAAAAGAAGUUGUUAAUGGCGUAAAAUUUUUAGGCGACUAUGGAUAUCAAACCUUCUCUGCAUAUUUUACCAACCCAAAUUCACAGGUUGCUACAAUGCCAAUAAAUAUUAAAAAUCAUGCAGGUUCAAUUAGUCCCGCUUCACGUGGUUCAUUCUCUCCACAAGAUAGUCCAUCUAAUGGAUAUUAUUGCAAUUUAAAGGGCGGUAUGAAUAAUGGUAAUGGUGAAAGUGGCAACAUGGCAGGCUUAAAUAGUAUCAAUGGUUAUGAAAAUGAUAAAGAAAAUGGUGCUAUAGGAACGGUCAUUAUAUGCGAUUUGGACACUUCAUGUAGCGUACAAAAAAAGCAACCUAGUAUUAUUGCUCAUUUUUCUCCACACACACAUCCCGUUGGACAUUUAUCAUUCAAUCCUACGGGAUCCUUUUUGUUUUCAACAUCGGUUCAAGGCCACCAAUUUCAUAUAUUCGAAAUUGUUGGUAAACGUCGCCAAAGCAGAAGUAAUAAAAAUUUAAAGCAUGUGUACCAACUAUCUAGAGGUUAUACUAAUGCUAGUGUUAAUGAUGGAGGUGUGGGUUGGAGUGGUGAUUCCAGGUGGUGUGCAGUCGCUAGUGGACGAGGAACCAUUCAUGUGUUUGCGAUAAACCCCUAUGGUGGUCCUACACAUGUACCUUCGCAUAUAAGAGGAUGGGUUAAUAAUGUAGAUGAAUUAUAUAAAUCAACUACGCAAUCACCUGUGGUCCGUAUUAAGACUCGGACCCCAUUACCAUCAGAUUCAUCAGACGUUAAUGUUGCUUCACAAGGCUCAAACAUUUAUUUUAAUAAGCCUUAUGAACAUUAUUCAUUAUCGUCUACUGAUGCUAAUGUUCCUCCAAUUGAUCAGUCACGUCGCCAAAGUCAAUAUAAUGGAAAUCUGAAUAAUUUUCAUUCGCAAUAUAAUGGACAACCAUAUCCAACAUUUCAUUAUAGCACAUUCCCUACACAUUACUUGAGAAAACCUCCAGGAAUGUGUGUUAAAUUCUUACCUUCUAUGUAUAAUAAUUCUAAAUCGGGAUUAAACGCAAACUUACAUGCUAAAAGGCAAGCUAAAAGGAGAUCAUCUCCAAAUGUUGUAACAGAAGGAGUUACGUCAAAUGGCACUUCUACGGGAAGAUCAGGUCGUAGAAGAACUCAAUCGUGGUCACAAAAUUCUAUAAACAAUUCUCACUCUAAUUAUCUUGGGGUUGAAACUCGGGAUAACAAAUUAGAUGAUAUUGGAUAUCAAGAUUUGUUGAGUUUUAACCCUGCUGGUAUAUUAACAUUACAUCGUCUGUGGAUGGAGAAAACAGUUGUUGAAGAAACUCCUAGUCAAGGAGCAAAAGAUGAAAUAAAUAAUAAUAACUUAAUUACUCUCGCUGGUACUCAAUUAUCAGGAAGUGCUGCUACUGUCGCAAAUGUUGGUAGAGCGUUGGUAGGUGGCGCUGCAGGUGUUGUGGGUAUAGGUAUGGGAAUUGCUGGUGCUGUUAAAAAAGAAUUAGGAACUUUAGACAUGGUAUCCAAUUAUGAAGAUAUUGCCGAGUGGCAACUAAUUCGUAAUAAUUCUUGGGCCGAAGUGAAAAAUAUCAUUGAGGCUCCAAAGAAAUGCGCUGAAAGUGAAAGCUCGGCUAAACGAGAUGGAAAAAAAUGGCUUGCAAAUGCUGAAAUUGCAACCCAUACUAGUUCAAAAUUUUCUUUACCUCCACCAUUAUGGGCAACUCCUCAAUUUUCAUUUCAGGUAUUUUUACCUGGUUAUAAAGAUGCUAUAAACAAAGGGGAAGUACCUCGCUCGAAGAAGAUUGAAAUACGAAGGGAUAUUGUAGAAAGUGUAGAACUUGUUAACGAAGCUAAUAAUGAUGAAUUUGGUGUUAAAGGGUGGAUGAAUGAAGAAAACAAAUCUAACCACAAUAAAGGCAAGAUCAGCAAAGCGGUUCUUGUUCCAGCGGGUAAAGCAAUCGGCAGAGGAGCUGGAGAUAUGUCUGUAAAUCUAUCGACGGCAAUGACUACGUCACUUGAUUUUACACCGUCUAGCCCAACUCUUUCUGCAUUUAGCACUAAAUCUAAAGAUCGCAUGUCGAAUGGUUUCUCCAAUGGUCACACACAGCAGACCGUUGGUGAUACAUCUAUAACACCAUUAUCUUUUGAAGAUGCUUAUCACAUCCACAUUGGAAACAAUAUUCCUUCUAUAACAGCGUCAUCUACAUCAUCACCAAAAUUUAAUAAAAAUAACUCAUCAUUAGGAUUUUCACCACUUUCAUCAAACAUGGUGGCAAACGAUUCUACCUUUGAACAGCGGUCAUCUCCAUUUACACGAUCAUUCUCGUCAUCAUCUAUAGCUUCUGACAUCACUUAUAAUGACGAAGCUGAUGAAUUUGUAAAAGGACAUGAUCGUGGAAUAGAUGAUUCAAACGAAGGUGGAAAUUUCUUUUUUUCGCCUGAUGGCGAUAAUGAGGUGGAUUUACCCAGUGACAGUGUGAUUGGGUUGCAUCGUAAUGGUGCUAAUGGAGAAAAUAAGCCCGCUAAUUGGUGGGUAUAA
This is a messenger RNA of Dentiscutata heterogama, 3537 nucleotides long. The record is from the annotation of a GenBank genome assembly. Lineage: Eukaryota; Fungi; Glomeromycota; Glomeromycetes; Diversisporales; Gigasporaceae.